Molecule: messenger RNA, 2295 nt
Organism: Pecten maximus
Lineage: Eukaryota; Metazoa; Mollusca; Bivalvia; Pectinida; Pectinidae
Product: E3 ubiquitin-protein ligase XIAP-like
Exons: 11
Coding region: 587-2101 (504 amino acids)
Biological process (GO): regulation of cell cycle
Cellular component (GO): spindle microtubule; nucleus; cytoplasm
Source: RefSeq, a predicted model, not a curated record
GCGCAAUAAUGUCUGAUUGCGUCAUUUGUAUACGCUAAGGUGUGGACAAUGAGACCAAUAUGGAUUGGAAAAUACCGGACGUCCUAUCACCUAACUCCAUUUGGGAUAUCAUAUUCAUGUUCAUCACAUUGAUAGGUUGUGUGAAUCAUGUUAAAAGAAAAAUACAUUUGUAUUUUUGCAAGGAAGGAAAUCUUCACACAUUCAGUGCAGUUAUUAAAGAUGGCGAAUUCCAGUCAAAUCACAAACUGAUCGGCAUUAUAAGUAAACCUUGCGAAGAUGAAAGAAACACAAAGAUGUUGAUUUCCAGUUAUGAGCGUACACCAGUGAGACCGAAUACAGUAAUCACAGGUUAUAGAUCAAAUCUUAGAACAACCAACUUCUAUGAAGACAAAAUUAAUGACCAACUCAAUGUAACAAAACCUCCACGUAAUACAGAAGAUUGUGGAACACAAACGAGAAAAUGUUUGGAUGUUCUGUCUACUGAGCUAUUAAGUCCAGUAGACAAUAACAUUACUGUUUACCCUGUUCGACAACAUGAACACACCAAUGGCACAUCGACUGACAGAGAAAUCUGCUGACAUUAUCGAUGGUAUUGAUGAUGACGGAAAUGACGAAGCGGGAUGAGGAUUUUCGGGGAACUGAUAGUGCCAGUACCGACAACGUUUCUUACGCCGUCAAUACGUCAGAUGUAGAAAAUCAGCAACUAACGGAAGGGUCAGAUUCGAGACAGGAAAACCUAAACCAAGAUGAAGUUAACCUUCCAGAGCAAAGAUCUGCACAUUGCACAUCAGAAUCCGUUGGUAUUGUUACCGGAACUCAGUCUCGGCACCCAGAAUUUGAGAUGUUCGCUGCUAGGUUACAGACAUAUCUCGGAUGUCCACAAAGCCUCCAAGGGAAAGCGCACGACUUGGCAACUGCUGGUUUUUUCUAUACAGGAGUCAAAGACCAUACAAUUUGUUUCUUCUGUGGAAGAGUUUUAAAAGAUUGGGAGACCGAAGAUGAACCAUGGAUUGAACAUGCCCGAUGGUUCCCAGACUGUAGCUUCGUCAUCAAAAACCAGCAACAGAAACUUGCUGAUUACGAUCUGGAUUCCCUAAGGCAAAGGCAGCACUCGCAACAGCAGAGUAGCCCCAAUAAACUACAGCAGCCAAACCGCCCUGUGCAACCGACUGACAACUGUGUGUCCAAAUCAAACUGUUCUUCAAGCGACCAUAUACACCAACCUAUGCAUCCCCAAUUUGCUAACCUUGCUUUGAGGCGCAACACAUUUCAAGAGGCGGUAUUCCUAAACGAUCAGCAGAUGGCCGAAGCUGGGUUCUUCUACAAAGAACCUGGACUUUUGAUUUGCUUCCACUGCGGAGGACACCUGUUUACCUGGAAACCAGGAGUCAACCUUUGGAACGAGCAUGCACGGUUGUUUCCUAAUUGUACAUAUCUAAAUGCUCAUCGUGAUCAAAACUUUAUCAUGGAUGUUAUAAAAAGAUUUGAAGAAACGGAAACUUUGGAGACGGUCCCAUCUACGUAUUCUCAGACUCCUCAACGAAGCUCUAAGUUGACACAUCGUCGUAACAACCUGGAAACCAGCAACCCACAGUCCCCAACGGCAUCUGGGCAUACCGAUGACAAGGGCAAUCGGUUUGACACAUCAAGCAAAAUGGACCAAGAUAAAAGGGCGAAAGAAGCGCUUUUGAAACACAUGAAUACUCAACAAAACCCAACACCCUCCCCGAGACAGGAUCAGAAUUUGCCGAUACCUUUUGGGACGCAGACGCAAGAAAAUCUGCAAGUUAGGCUGAGCCAAAGUGUCUUGGUGGAGAACGCACAAGAGCAGAUGUUGAGACCAGCCGUCAUAUCAAAUAGGAACACUUCACAAAUUGCACAGAAUAGGACGGUGUAUUCGUCCCGGGUAACCAGACACACACACACAGGACAAGUCAUCGAACGCUACCCAUGGAACUUAAUUUGUAAGCUAUGCCAGGAACACCUUGCAGAUGUAACCUUCUUCCCCUGCGGACACACCGUCUGCUGCAGACGCUGUAGUAGAAAUGCAAGUGUCUGCUGUGAGUGCCAUCGUGCCAUUGAAAGAACUGAAAACGUUUAAACUACGAUUCUGAUGGGAUCAUUGAUGUUGGACAAUAUCUCCACAGACGGCUUGGGAUAUAACCAAAUGUUGUUUAAAUACUGAUUCAGCCAACCUUUAGUGUAUGUAUUUUGUAAAUAGAGGAUAUCUAACAGUGUUUUCAGUAAUACCAAAUAUAUUUCACUCGUGCGGCUAAUAUUUUGAUAUUUUUCACG